Messenger RNA from Orbicella faveolata, 960 nucleotides. Its product is annotated as peroxiredoxin-6-like. The record is from RefSeq and is a predicted model, not a curated record. Gene Ontology annotation, molecular function: peroxiredoxin activity. Gene Ontology annotation, cellular component: mitochondrion; cytosol. Lineage: Eukaryota; Metazoa; Cnidaria; Anthozoa; Scleractinia; Merulinidae. Gene Ontology annotation, biological process: cellular oxidant detoxification; cell redox homeostasis.
UAUCUAUCACAUUCGUCUACGGGUCUAAGCUGAGGUCAAGUACGAAGCACGUACAGCUAAGCCAAAACGAAGAUGGUGAACCUAGGAGAAAUCUUUCCCGACUUCCAUGUCCGCACUAGCGAGGGAGAGCUGGACUUCCACCAGUUCAUAGAGGGGUCCUGGGCCAUCCUCUUUGCCCACCCUGCUGACUACACUCCUGUUUGUACCACGGAGCUGGGAUGCCUGGUUGGACUGAUUCCAGAAUUUCAAAAGCGCGGUGUGAAACUCAUUGCCUUAUCGUGUGACGAUGUUGAGACCCACAAGGGAUGGAUGGAAGAUAUCAAGGCCUUUAUCAAGACUGACAUAUUGGACUUCCCUUAUCCGAUAAUAGCUGAUAAAGGGCGGGAACUUGCUGUCAGACUUGGCAUGAUUGAUCCUGAAGAAAAGGAUUCCCAAGGCAUGCCUCUGACCUGUCGUGCUGUGUUCAUCAUUGGACCAGACAAGAAGCUUAAAUUGUCGUUCCUUUACCCAGCAACAUGUGGACGUAAUUUGCAUGAGCUUUUGCGUGUAAUAGAUUCAUUGCAGUUGACUGCUACAAAGAAAGUUGCCACCCCGGCCGACUGGGAGCCUGGUAAGGACUGCAUGGUUCUGCCCACGAUCAAGGACGAAGAACUCAAAGAACUGUUUCCUAAGGGAGUGAAGGUCAGAGAAAUGCCCUCAGGGAAAGGAUACAUGCGCUACACUCCUCAUGAUCCUCCCCCACAAGCUGAAGCCUGCGGAGGACAAAAACAUUGAACUGAAUAGAGGGCAUUUCAAUUUGAAUGUUGACUGCUGUACACUCAAGAUAAUCAAUCUCUUGCUUUAUGUUAGUAACGCAUUGAUUUUGUGAAUUAAUUACAAAAGAUCCCUUAAUUAAUGCUUAAAUUAGCACCAUGUAAUUCACAGGAGAAAAAAAAUGAAUAAACUACUUCUGGCACUGCA